Closterium sp. NIES-65 is the source of this 4359-nucleotide messenger RNA. The record is from the annotation of a GenBank genome assembly. NCBI's taxonomy places the organism in Eukaryota, Viridiplantae, Streptophyta, Zygnematophyceae, Desmidiales, Closteriaceae.
AUGGGGAAAGGCGGGGGGGGCGCAGGGGGAGCCGGGAUGGGCGGCGGCGGGGGAAGCGGCGGGAGAGGCGGCGGGGGAGGUGGAGCGGCGGGAAGCGCGGUGCGCGUGUGCGUGUUCGACUCGCGGAGGGGGAAGCGGGAGGGGGAAGAGGCGGAGAAGCUUCUGUUCUUCUUUCCGCCCGCCACUCCGCCGUCCGAGCAAGUGGCUCUACUUGGCCUCUGGGAGGGGCUACUCGCCUUCACCAGUGUCCCCUGCUCGCCCACCAGUCCCACGUUAAAGCCCCGAUGUGCUGCCCUCCCUCUCCCCCCCGCUCCCCACUCUGCUGCCUAUCCACGUAUUGCCUUCCGCCCCCGUCAGGAUCUUCUCCCCCCAUCGCCCCUGAUCUUCUCCCCCCAUCGCCCCUGUGAAGUGAUGCGAGCGCAUUUCAACCGCCACGUGCUGCUGGAGUGUGAGCCGGGCAUCUUCAUGGUGCUGGUGGUGGAGUGUCGGGGGGUGAACGGCAUCGUGCCGCCCGACGCUACAGUGCGCGACGAAGCUCUUCGGCAGUAUCUGGUGGAGGCGCAUGGGCUUUUUUGUCUCUUCUUCGGCAGCAUCAACCGCCUGUUGCAGCAGCAGCAACCCCACCCUCCUCCUCCUCUCCCCUCAGAAGCAACAACUGGGCCCUCAUCAAAUACUUCAUCAGAUCUUGAGUCCAGCACUCCUUCACACGAUUCCCCGUCGGCCGUUCCCCUUUCAGCCGACUUAGCCCGUGCCUGCCUGCAAGCCUUCCUCCCGGACUUUCUCACAGAGGCUCCUCCAAACUUGCCUCUUUUAGAGGCUCCUCCAAACUUGCCUCUUUUAGAGGCUCCUCCAAACUUGCCUCUUUUAGAGGCUCCUCCAAACUUGCCUCUUGUAGAGGCUCCUCCAAACUUUGUCUCUUCUGACUUGUGUGGAUCGUACUCGCGGGUACCUGAACCCUCCGCUCUCGCAUUCCUCUUCCCCCUCACUGCUCGCACACCUCACUGCUCCCCUUUUCCCUCCUCACUGCGCUCCCCCCCACCCCUCAUCCCUCCAGGUGGCUCCCCAGAACCAUCCGCCCUCGCAUUCCCCUUCGCCCUAUCCGCUCCCACCACUCCUCGAGUGCGCCUGCCUGCUCUUCUCGACUCUCUCUCUAACCGCCUCUCCUGCCGCCAGCUCAACCUCUCCCGCUCCCUCACGCUCCCUGCUCUGGCGAGCAACAGGUUGAGGCGAGCAGGAAUGCGCACUCGAGGAGGCGUGUGGCAUGCAUACCCCACGCCUCCUCGAGUGCGCAUGCCUGCUCUCCUCGAUUCCCUCUCCAACCGCCUCUCCAACCGCCUCUCCUACCGCCUCUCCUACCGCCUCUCCUGUCGUCAAUUGAACCUCCCCCGCUCCCUCACACUCCCCUCACCGGUGAGUCACUCCCUUGUCCCUGCACGCAUACCCCUUAACCUAUUUCUCGCCGCUGCUCUCCUCAACUACCUCUCCACCACUAUCUCUCUCUCUGCUCUUGUUCUGAAACUCUUCCCCCUCCCCUCCCCAUCAUCAGUCUCUCGCCCAUCGCUUGGCAUACGCCUUUCAAGGAGGGGCGCUGCUGCCGUUUUCUUUCAACUUUACUCUCUCUUAAACGCCUCCCUCCCAUCUCGCCUUUCAAGGAGGGGCGCUGCUGCCGUUUUGUUUCAACUUUACUCUCUCUUAAACGCCUCCCUCCCAUCUCGCCUUUCAAGGAGGGGCGCUGCUGCCGUUUUGUUUCAACUUUACUCUCUCUUAAACGCCUCCCUCCCAUCUCGCCUUUCAAGGAGGGGCGCUGCUGCCGUUUUGUUUCAACUUUACUCUCUCUUAAACGCCUCCCUCCCAUCUCGCCUUUCAAGGAGGGGCGCUGCUGCCGUUUUGUUUCAACUUUACUCUCUCUUAAACGCCUCCCUCCCAUCUCGCCUUUCAAGGAGGGGCGCUGCUGCCGUUUUGAGGGGCGCUGCUGCCGUUUUGUUUCAACUUUACUCUCUCUUAAACGCCUCCCUCCCAUCUCGCCUUUCAAGGAGGGGCGCUGCUGCCGUUUUGUUUCAACUUUACUCUCUCUUAAACGCCUCCCUCCCAUCUCUCCUUUCAAGGAGGGGCGCUGCUGCCGUUUUGUUUCAACUUUACUCUCUCUUAAACGCCUCCCUCCCAUCUCGCCUUUCAAGGAGGGGCGCUGCUGCCGUUUUGUUUCAACUUUACUCUCUCUUAAACGCCUCCCUCCCAUCUCGCCUUUCAAGGAGGGGCGCUGCUGCCGUUUUGUUUCAACUUUACUCUCUCUUAAACGCCUCCCUCCCAUCUCGCCUUUCAAGGAGGGGCGCUGCUGCCGUUUUGUUUCAACUUUACUCUCUCUUAAACGCCUCCCUCCCAUCUCGCCUUUCAAGGAGGGGCGCUGCUGCCGUUUUGUUUCAACUUUACUCUCUCUUAAACGCCUCCCUCCCAUCUCUCCUUUCAAGGAGGGGCGCUGCUGCCGUUUUGUUUCAACUUUACUCUCUCUUAAACGCCUCCCUCCCAUCUCGCCUUUCAAGGAGGGGCGCUGCUGCCGUUUUGUUUCAACUUUACACUCUCUUAAACGCCUCCCUCCCAUCUCGCCUUUCAAGGAGGGGCGCUGCUGCCGUUUUGUUUCAACUUUACUCUCUCUUAAACGCCUCCCUCCCAUCUCGCCUUUCAAGGAGGGGCGCUGCUGCCGUUUUGUUUCAACUUUACUCUCUCUUAAACGCCUCCCUCCCAUCUCGCCUUUCAAGGAGGGGCGCUGCUGCCGUUUUGUUUCAACUUUACUCUCUCGUAAACGCCUCCCUCCCAUGUCGCCUUUCAAGGAGGGGCGCUGCUGCCGUUUUGUUUCAACUUUACUCUCUCUUAAACGCCUCCCUCCCAUCUCGCCUUUCAAGGAGGGGCGCUGCUGCCGUUUUGUUUCAACUUUACUCUCUCUUAAACGCCUCCCUCCCAUCUCUCCUUUCAAGGAGGGGCGCUGCUGCCGUUUUGUUUCAACUUUACUCUCUCUUAAACGCCUCCCUCCCAUCUCUCCUUUCAAGGAGGGGCGCUGCUGCCGUUUUGUUUCAACUUUACUCUCUCUUAAACGCCUCCCUCCCAUCUCGCCUUUCAAGGAGGGGCGCUGCUGCCGUUUUGUUUCAACUUUACUCUCUCUUAAACGCCUCCCUCCCAUCUCUCCUUUCAAGGAGGGGCGCUGCUGCCGUUUUGUUUCAACUUUACUCUCUCUUAAACGCCUCCCUCCCAUCUCGCCUUUCAAGGAGGGGCGCUGCUGCUCUGCCACAACCUCUUUUCUCAAUCACCCUCAGCUCUGCUUUUCCCUUCUCCCUCCCAUCCCUCCUCCUCCCACCAGUCGCUCGCCCAUCGCCUGGCGGACGCUUUUCAAGGAGGGGCGCUGCUGCUCUGCCACAACCUGCUGCUCGCCUCCACCCUCUCCCCGAGCCUUGUUCUGCUGCUCUGCCACAACCUGUUGCUCGCCUCCACCCUCUCCCUGGUAACCACACUCAAACCUUCCUCCCGGCUGACACUGCAACAUUACACUCCUACACAUGCCUCCUCUUCUCCCCACCCCGCUCUUCCUCGAGAUUGCCCUCAAAGAAAAAUACUCUCUCUCCCUCUUUUCUUCCCACCCAUUUCCCCCCUCACCCCUCUCCGCCACCCACCCUCAGGCUGACACUGCAGCACUACACUCCUACGCAUGCCUGCGCCUUUUUUGUCCACUUCAAAGUCCUCUUUCCGCCUCCCCUACCCCCUCCCCCCUCCCUCCCUCCCUCCCUCUCCACUUUUCCUCCUUUCCACCCCGCCUUCCCUCAGGCUGACACUGCAGCAUUACACUCUUACGCAUGCCUGCGUCUCCUCCCCUCCUCCCUCUCCCCUUCCUCCUCCUCUUCCAUCCUUCGCUCCCUCUCCCCCUUCCGCUCCCCCUUCACCUCCUCCUCCUCCGCCUCCUCCUCCCCUUCCUCUCACCGCCCCUCCUCCCCCUCGCCCCGUCGCACCUCUUCCUCUUCCCUCAGGCCCUCAAUCACUCCCUCACUCACUCCCUCACUCGCUCCCACCCUACCUCGCUCCUCUUCCACACCCUCACUCGCCCACCUCUCCCCUUUCGGCCACACUCCCCCUCUCUCCCCCUCUGCUUGCCCCAACCCCAACCAGCCAUUCCCCCUUUCUUCCUCCGCGUCCAACCCCCCCACCCUCUCCUCCCCUUUCCCCCUCCCCUACUCCUCCUCACCCCUCCCGCUUCGCCCGUCAUCCUGGGCCAAAUCCACGUCAGGCCACUCCCUUUCCACCUCAGCAUGGGGAGUGGAUCCCCAAAGCAACACCCCUCUCCCCCCUCUUGUCUACCUAAGGUCUUUGGGAGUAGAG